UCGCCAGGAGGAGGAGGUAUUCUAUGCCCACUAACUUCAUUACGCAAAUUCCAAGUCUUUUUACAAACACCGUCACAAUAAAGAGGCGUUUCACAACGAGUAAUUCCUCUUGUACAAGCUUAAUUUUAAAUAAUUUUAUAGAUAAUAUUUGCCACUCAAUAUCAUAUAUUUUUAAAUCUACCUUCUCCUUCCUUAACGCCAUAUGUUAGUAUACCACCACCAAUUCCUCCACCUUUUUUUGUUAAUUCAUCAAGUUGUUUUCUAGCUGCAGGAUCUGAACUCUUUUUGAGGCAAACACCUCUAUUUGUGGAAGGAUCUGGGUCUGGUCUGCAUUCCUCCAUUCCUCUCGUUUCUUCACAUCCAGAUGGAGGAUUUACAGUACACAAUUAUAAAAAUAAAUAAUUAAAUGUUGAUAUUAAAUUGGUUUAUAUGACAUAAUGAACUGUUUACAAGGUGCUUAUUUUAUUUAGAAAAAUACCUAUUACCAUACUUCAAAUUAAUUUCCCACCUCUCAUCCCCCCAAUGCCCAUUAUUCUUUAAGAAAAAUAAAUUUUUAACUAGACUUACUAAAAGUGCUAAAUUCAAAAGGUGAUCCUUGAGGUACUUGUUUACAUUGACUUCCAUCACAUA
Meloidogyne enterolobii is the source of this 630-nucleotide messenger RNA. Lineage: Eukaryota; Metazoa; Nematoda; Chromadorea; Rhabditida; Meloidogynidae. The record is from the annotation of a GenBank genome assembly.